AUGAGUCAAGGUUUUCUAUCUUUCCGAUCAGCCAGGUCCGCAGGUUUGGCCUUUUUUUGCUUCUAUUUGUUUUGGACGCUUGGAUCCGCGGUGACAGUCACGCUCUCCGAGGACCCCGCAUAUGAGACUCUACGGCCAUGCGCCCAGUCCUGCUUCUUUGCCGGCGUGUAUGACCGCGUUGCUAAUGUCCUCGGCUGCACGACUGAUCCUGAUCCCGAGAAUGCAUGUUACUGCCGCCCAGAUCUCCAGUCUGCCGCCACGGACUUUCUCGAAGACUGUGUAGAUGAAUCGUGCGGACAGAACAUGGACGUUACGAGCGCCCUAAGCAUUUAUAGCGCCUACUGCUCCAGAAACAAUUUCGAAGUCGCCUCAACUACCGCAGAUUCCACCCCCACGUCUCUUCCCACUAAUUCAGAUGCCGAAAACAUUUCAACCACGUCCACUAGGACUGUGGCAAUGUUCUUAACGCAGGCGAUAUAG
Messenger RNA from Aspergillus calidoustus, 480 nucleotides. NCBI's taxonomy places the organism in Eukaryota, Fungi, Ascomycota, Eurotiomycetes, Eurotiales, Aspergillaceae. The record is from the annotation of a GenBank genome assembly.